CUCGCUCUGUGCACUGUUACGGCGUGAGUAAGCUUUAUGUGUCCUGUCCCCGAUAUGAAUGGCAGCUCGGUAACGGCAGCUAACGUUGUGAGCGGAGUGUAGACUGCAGUGAGCGCUGAGGCUGACACUGCAUCAUGUCGGAUAAGAGUGAGCUGAAGGCAGAGUUAGAGAGAAAGAAACAGCGCCUCGCACAAAUAAGGGAAGAAAAGAAGAGGAAGGAGGAAGAACGCAAGAAAAAGGAGGCAGAGCAGCAGAAAGAACCUGUUGCGGUGCAGGAUGACUCUGAUCUGGAGAAGAAGAGGAGAGAGGCUGAAGCUCUGCUUCAGAGCAUGGGAAUCGCACCAGAUGUGCACCCAGCUCCCGGGCCCUUGUCUCCCACGACCAAAUCUACAGGCACCCCAAGUGAGGCAGGUAGCCAGGAUUCAGGCGACGGCACCACAGGACCCAGGACUCUCCACUGGGACUCUGAUCCUUCUACAUUAUUGCUUCACUCCGAGCUGGGACGAGGCCCGGCCAAGCUAAGCAUUGCGAAGGUGACUCAGGUGGACUUCCCUCCCAAAGAGGUGGUGUCUUACACCAAGGAGACUCAGACUCCCAGCAUGAGCGAGCGGAAAGAGGAGGAAGAGGAGGAGGAAGAGCCGGCUCCUGCAGAAGCAGUGCCAGUAGUGGAGAAGGAGACAUCCGUGCAGGAACAAGUAGUAGAAGUGGCCCCUCAUGAGCUGACCGAGGAGGAGAAGCUGCAGAUCCUGCACUCGGAGGAGUUUAUGGACUUCUUUGACCACAGCACACGCAUCAUCGAGAGAGCUUUGUCUGAACACGUUGAUGUUUUCUUUGACUACAGUGGCCGUGACCCUGAGGAUAAGGAGGGUGAGAUGCAGGCUGGAGCAAAGCUGUCUUUGAACAGACAGUUCACGGAUGAGCGCUGGUCCAAACACAGGGUGGUCACCUGCCUGGACUGGUCCCCACAGUAUCCUGAGCUGCUGGUUGCCUCCUAUAACAACAACGAGGAGGCACCGCAUGAGCCUGAUGGAGUGGCGCUGGUCUGGAACAUGAAGUAUAAGAAAACUACGCCCGAGUAUGUCUUUCACUGCCAGUCUGCAGUGAUGUCAGCUGCCUUUGUCAAGUUUCACCCUAACCUGGUGGUAGGUGGAACGUAUUCAGGACAGAUCGUACUAUGGGACAAUAGGAGUAACAAGCGAACCCCAGUGCAGAGGACCCCACUUUCAGCCGCUGCUCACACGCAUCCUGUGUACUGUGUAAAUGUAGUCGGCACUCAAAAUGCUCACAACCUGAUCAGCAUCUCCACCGACGGUAAAAUGUGCUCGUGGAGUCUGGACAUGUUGUCCCAGCCUCAGGACAGUAUGGAGUUGGUCUUUAAGCAGUCCAAGUCUGUAGCAGUCACUUCCAUGUCUUUUCCCCUGGGCGACGUUAAUAACUUUGUGGUAGGCAGCGAGGAUGGAUCGGUCUACACGUCCUGUCGACACGGCAGUAAGGCAGGGAUCAGCGAGAUGUUUGAAGGCCACCACGGUCCGAUUACGGGAAUCCACUGCCACACAGCGGCUGGUUCUGUUGACUUCUCCCAUCUCUUCCUUACCUCUUCCUUUGACUGGACCGUCAAACUCUGGAGCACUAAGAAUAAUAAACCACUCUACUCUUUUGAGGAUAACUCCGACUAUGUGUAUGAUGUUAUGUGGUCACCUAUUCACCCUGCCCUCUUCGCCUGUGUGGAUGGAGUUGGUCAUUUAGACCUGUGGAACCUCAACAAUGACACAGAGGUUCCCACUGCCAGUGUUACUGUGCAAGGGAGUCCUGCUCUCAAUAGGCUGAGAUGGGCACAGACGGGCAGAGAGAUCGCAGUCGGAGACUCUGAAGGACAGGUUCUCAUUUAUGAUGUUGGAGAGCAGAUCGCCGUGCCACGGACUGAUGAGUGGACCCGCUUCGUCAGGACGCUUACAGAGAUUAAUGAAAACCGUGAAGAUGCUGAAGAGCUCGUGGCUCAGCGCAUCCCAUCAUAAUUACUACACUUCCAGUACCAUUCCACAAAUGAGCUACAGGUUUUCAAUUCAAAAGUAAAAUAAAUAAAUUAAAAUUAAAAGCAUGUGCUUUUACACAAGGCAUGACGACAGCGGUAAUGAUUAUGAAGACUAUCCGAAAAAUUUGAUUUACAACUUUUCUUUUGAGUUUGAGUGAAGAAUGUGAUCAGAGUGAUGGGAAUGACAAUGAAGUUCAGCAACCAGCAGUUUUCUAUUCUCUUCCAGUACCUCAAGCCUUAAAAUUGUCAGGUAGAAAUCCAUCAGAAACACAGUUUAAAGUUUGAUUCCUGCUGGUAUUUACACCUGAGCUCUUUAUCCCAUCUGAAAGGGUCUGAAACUUCAAUCAAUUGUAAAGUAUGCCACAGAGCCUGCUUUUUUUCCCCCUCAUUUCUCUUGCUCACUGGAGUCUGAGUGCAUUCAUAAAUUCACUGCUGUGAUUUGAAAAUGAAAGCAUUAUUGUGAUAAAGGUUUGUAAAUUUAAAACCCUCAUUGCACUUAUUUCCUGUCUAGAAAGUUGUCCAAGUGCUACAGUUUCUAAAGCUGGGCAUUAUAACAGUCCGCAUGAGAAACCAAAGAUUUUUAGGACAGUAACACUUUUUACCCACAGAACCAGGAAUUUUUGUGUUUGUCAUUCUAUCUUUGUCAAAUUAAGUAAUUUAUCUACUCAUUCAAGUUGUUUGGCAUUUGAGGAGUGCUGCUGAAUUUAUGAAUGUACUUGUGAUUUGCUUAGUAUUGUGGGGCAGCUAUUAAGAUUCCCUGACUGUCAAACGCUAGUCCUGCUUCUACUUAAUCUCUGACUCACUAAAUUCUGGGUACUGAUUAAACACCCUGUCUUCAUGCUUACACAAAUAUCCUGUAUUAUUAAUCAUUGAGAUGCUGUGCGAUUGUCAUCAACUUGCUGAGCAUUUUUAAGCCAUUUUUUUUUUUUUAAACUGGAUCCUGUUCUUCCAAUUUUUCAAUCUUCAGCUGAUCUUUGAAUGUCUUUAUACAACUCUAUAAAUGUCUCUUUCUGAACUCAAA
This is a messenger RNA of Clarias gariepinus (North African catfish), 3053 nucleotides long. It is a transcript of the gene dync1i2a, whose product is annotated as dynein, cytoplasmic 1, intermediate chain 2a. Bases 135 to 2015 code for a protein of 626 amino acids. NCBI's taxonomy places the organism in Eukaryota, Metazoa, Chordata, Actinopteri, Siluriformes, Clariidae. The transcript is spliced from 17 exons. Gene Ontology annotation, cellular component: cytoplasmic dynein complex. The record is from RefSeq and is a predicted model, not a curated record. Gene Ontology annotation, biological process: transport along microtubule. Gene Ontology annotation, molecular function: dynein heavy chain binding; dynein light chain binding.